Lampris incognitus (smalleye Pacific opah) is the source of this 5064-nucleotide messenger RNA. RefSeq names its product integrator complex subunit 3 (gene ints3). The record is from RefSeq and is a predicted model, not a curated record. Lineage: Eukaryota; Metazoa; Chordata; Actinopteri; Lampriformes; Lampridae. Gene Ontology annotation, cellular component: cytoplasm. The coding region runs from base 205 to 3264 and encodes 1019 amino acids. The transcript has 29 exons.
GCUCGGGAGAAAGGUGCCCAAAAAAAUAAGUUUUAAGGCGGAGAGAUCCCGAUUAAAAACCUCACAUUGGCAGUCCCAAGCGCUACUCGGCGUGCGAGGCGGUCCGUCGAAACGGGAAAGACGCCACGUUAUCUCCCGCGGAAACCCUGAGAGCCGCAGCCCGUCAGAGCUCCCCGGGGCCCAGCCGAAGAGAGGCGGGAGGCGAUGGAGCCUUCACCGGCCAAGGUUCGGCCGCAGGGCCGGCUGCUAGUGUCCACCCCCUUGGAUGCUAAAGACGAACUCGAAGAGCGGUUGGAGAGAUGUGUUGUAAUCGUCCAGUCUUUGACCAAUGGGCUGUCAGAACGGGAGGCUAACGACGCCCUCACUGCAAAUGCCUGUAAGGGGCAGCAGCAGCAUGAGGAAGUGUGUCUGGGACUGUUUUCUCUGGUUCUAACAGAACCAGCCCAGGCUCAGAGGUGUUACAGAGACCUGACACUGGUCAACAGAGAUGGGAUGAACGUGGUAUUGGUGAAAAUCAACCAGAUCCUGAUGGAGAAGUUCCUCAAACUACAGGAAGUCCCAAGAACACAGUUAGUGUGGUUGGUCAGAGAGUUGGUGAAGAGCGGUGUGAUCGGAGCAGAUGGUGUCCUCAUGACCCUGAUGAAACAGAUUGCAGGUGGGGACGUCUCCACUAAAAAUCUGGGUUUGGCUGAGAAUGUCUUGGACAUCCUGGUUGAACAGAAAGAGUGGGUGGUGAAGAGUGGAAUGCUGAUCGCCAUGUCGGUCUACACAUACCUGCGUCUUAUCGUGGACCAUGGAACCCCCAACCUGCUGCCACUCAGACAGAAAGAAGUGGACUUCUGCAUCAGCAUGCUGAGAGAGAAGUUUAUGGAGUGUAUUAUCAUAGGCAGAGACCUGGUGCGUCUCCUGCAGAAUAUCGCAAGGAUCCCAGAGAUGGAGCUCCUCUGGAAGGACCUUCUACACAACCCACAGGCCCUCAGCUCACAGUUCACAGGUCUGCUCCAGCUGCUGACGGCCCGGACUUCCAGAAAGUUCCUGGCCUGUCGUCUCACACCUGACAUGGAAACCAAACUCCUAUUUAUGACUUCCAGGGUCCGUUUUGGUCAGCAGAAGCGGUACCAGGACUGGUUUCAGAGACAGUAUCUUUCCACGGCAGAGAGCCAGUCCCUGCGAUGUGAUCUGAUUCGGUACAUCUGUGGUGUGGUCCACCCGUCCAAUGAGGUUCUGAGCUCUGACAUCCUGCCCCGCUGGGCUAUCAUCGGCUGGCUGCUCACCACCUGCACGUCUAAUGUAGCAGCCUCUAGUGCUAAACAAGCUCUCUUCUAUGAUUGGCUCUUCUUCAGCCCUGAGAAAGACAGCAUCAUGAAUAUAGAACCAGCCAUCCUGGUGAUGCAUCAUUCCAUGAAGCCUCAUCCUGCCAUCACUGCUACACUGUUGGACUUUAUGUGUCGGAUCAUUUCUCAUUUCUUUCCUCCGUUGGAGAGUCAGGUGCGUCAGGGCAUCUUCAACUCCCUCAACUUCAUCAUGGAGAAGAGGGUCUUGGCUCAUCUGGCUCCUUUGUUCGAUAAUCCUAAAUUGGACAGAGAGCUUCGUUCCAUGCUGAGGGAACGAUUCCCAGAGUUCUGCAGUUCUCCCUCCCCUCCCACUGAGGUCAAAAUGGAGGAGUCUGUUGUCUUGGAGAUGGACAACCAUGUCUUGGACAAAGAGGAAGGUUGCUAUGACAGCACAGAAGCUGCCUUCAGCGAUGAUGAAGAGGAGGUCAACAACAAAGGAAAAAAGCGAGAAUUCAGGUUCCAUCCAAUCAAAGAGGCUGUGAUUGAGGAACCCGCUGACAUCACGCCCUACCUGGACCAGUUAGAUGACACAAUGAAGGAGAAGGUUCUCCAACUUCAGAAAGCCACUGAUACAGAGAGCCAGUGUGAGGUGAUGCAGGAGAUCGUGGACCUGAUUCUGGAGGAGGACUUUGACUCGGAGCAGAUGUCCACUCUGGCUUCCUGUCUGUCUGAGCUGUUUAAAGGACACUUCAGAGGAGACGUCCUCCCUGACGAGAUCACAGAGGAGUCCCUGGAGGAGUCUGUGUGUAAGCCUGUGUGUCUGGUGUUCAGAAACCUCUGCACCAUGCAGGAGGACAACAGCGGCUUCUCCGUGCUGUUAGAAAUGCUGGCCGAGCUCUACCAGAAACAACCCAAGAUCGGAUACCACCUCCUCUACUACCUCAAAGCCAGUAAAGCAGCGAUUGGGAAGAUGAGUUUGUACGAGUCCUUUGCUCAGGCCACCGCUCUGGGAGACCUGCACACCUGUCUCAUGAUGGACAUGAAGGCCUGCCAAGAGGACGAUGUCAGGCUGCUCUGUUACCUAACACCCUCCAUCUACUCUGAGUUUCCAGAUGAGACCUUACGCAGUGGAGAGCUGUUAAACAUGAUAGUAGCUGUCAUCGACUCCACACAGCUCCAGGAGCUCAUGUGUCAUGUGAUGAUGGGCAACCUGGUCAUGUUCAGAAAAGACUCAGUCCUCAACAUCCUCAUUCAGUCUCUAGACUGGGAGACCUUUGAGCAGUACAGCACCUGGCAGCUGUUUUUGGCACACAGCAUCCCCCUGGAAACCAUCAUACCCAUUCUCCAGCACCUCAAGUACAAGGAGCAUCCAGAGGCUCUGUCCUGUCUGCUGCUACAGCUCCGUAGAGAGAAGCCGACCGAGGAGAUGGUGAAGAUGGUUCUGAGUAGGCCGUGCCACCCUGAAGACCAGUUCACCACCAGUAUCCUGAGACACUGGGCCACCAAAUAUGACGACACACUGGGAGAGCACAUAAAGGCCCAACUCAUCAAGAACAACAACCAGCCCAGGAAACGACAGAGUCUGCGUAGUUCAAGCAGUAAGCUAGCCCAGCUGACUCUGGAACAGAUCUUAGAGCACAUGGACAACCUCCGACUGAGUCUCAGCAACACCAAGAACAACUUCUUCAGCCAGACUCCCAUCCUCCAGGCCCUGCAGCAUGUCCAGGCCAGCUGUGAUGAAGCCCAUAAGAUGAGAUUCAGUGACUUGUUCGCCAUUGCUGAGGAAUAUGAGGAUUCCCAGUCCAAACCUCCCAAGUCUCGUCGUAAAGCCCCUGCCUCCUCCCCCCGCUCCCGCAAAGGAGCCGCGCCUCCCACCAACAAUGAGGAAGAGAGCGCCUCCAGCAGUGCAUCCGAGGAAGAGGAUUCGAAGCCUAAAGCUCCAAAGAGGAAAAGGAAAGGCUCAUCGGCCGUCGGCUCUGACAGCGACUGAUUGAUCAAACACAUGCCAGUUGCCAUAGUGACCAGCCCAACCACUCAAGGAAGCCCGUCCUCCUUGCUAAGAGACACACCUGUAAGCACUGAGGAAGGGGCGGGACUCUCAAAUGGACUCUGAGGCACCAUUGGCCUGAGCCAUAGAUACACUCCCACUUCUUCCCACUCCUCCUCUACUCAAUGCUUAUUGGCAGGCGGGACAAGUUGCUCCUGUGUUGAUUGGUGGAUCGAGGGAAAGGGGCGGGAGGAGGACAAGUGACCAGAGUUGUCAAACAGUUUGGCAACAGACGGACGGACAUUUUGAUGUUGAAUCUGCUCUCGUUUCCUUGGAGACAAGAACUGACUAGUUGACUCGGUACUGUUGGAGGGAUGGGAUGGGAGGUUAGAGGUCAAAGGUGACUCUGUCGCCACUCUGUGGAUGUCCUGCCGCACUUGAUCUGGUCUGUUUUUACCACAGUCAACAUGACAGUGAUGAUGAUGACAAUGGUGGUGUUGAACAUGAAGAUGAAAGCAGGCCUAACAGGGAGGUGACCUCUCUGUUGUUUCUUCUUCGACAAUUCUGGACUCAAACGUUACUCUGGUGGAGAAUCUUGACUUCUUGUUUUUUGCCAGCUACUUCCUGUCUCAGCCUGGCCCUGAUCUUAACAUUGCUCUCAGUUGACGUCAAGUCAAGUCAAUUUUAUUUAUAUAGCCCAGUGUCACAAAUUACAAAUUUGCCUCAAGGGGCUUUACAGCAACACAACAUCCUGUCCUGAGACCCUCGCAUCGGAUUGAAAACUUCUCUGUCCUGAAAAUCAGUUUGUUAUCCAGCUUUGUAGCCAUGAGUUAUUUUAAACCAUUAGAUGUGUUCAAAAAACCAACAGAUGUGGAGGUGUUGGGAGUGUGACUCCUGAAGUCAUUCAGAAACGAGGAGCAGACGACUGACGACUUUUACGUUUAGCUGAUCCACCACAGAGAGUCUGAUAAAUGGAGACCAAGUGCUUGAACAAAGGGUUUUUAUCAUGACAAACCUUCUGAACUGCAGCAGAUUUAAGCUGUCCAACCUAACCUGGAUCCAAAACUGAGAUUCAGGAGAAACCAGAACUAAAGUUAAUCAUGAACUGCAAGGAAUAUUGCCUGAAGUUUAAAGUUGUUUUUUUUUUCAAGGCCUGGAAAAAGUUUUGGAAAUUUCCUUGUUGUUCCAGUUAUGUUCCUCUGGUUAUCAUAGAUGUUGUGAUGGAACAGGUGAAGUGUUGGACUUCUCUUUGGCUGGUUUUAUAUUUAGAUAUACAGUGUCAACUCGGAAGACAUUUCCUGAUCACACAAGUACCCAAGACCAGACCUUUUAGAUUGAAAUCAGAAUUUUAAUCAGGAAAAAAAAAGCAGUUUUAAACUCGGUCAUAUUAAAUGACGUGGAACAGUGCUGGAAGUUGAAAAGAACACGCCAACGUGCCGUAUAUGCUUUAAAAUGACGGUCAACUUGAUAAUUGGGGUUCAUACAGUCGAUGCCUUCAUUUUCAUGUCCUGCCAAACCACCACCAGUUUGAUUCUGGACGCAACUGGUACAGCCGGUGACCUGCGAGGGUGUUUGAGAACAUACCCUGCCUACUGCUUCAUAAACUCACGAGAUUGGUUGAUAACCUGCUGCUCCUCUUUCAAAUUGGCCACAGAUGAGACCACGGAGAUUCUCACUGUAUAAUUUUUAAUAAGACUAUAGGAGGGAAAGAAAAGAGGAAUUUUUUUAAUGGAAAUUUCUUUCUACUGACCUAUUUUCAUAAAAAGGAACAUAACUAUGUUAAAUAUUAAUAAAAAGGGCUAA